AUUCCAGCUCCGCAGCAGCAACUGCCUCUGCAUAGGACAUACCACAAGGUGCUAUAUGGCCCUAUCCUAGUCAUUAUCCCAUUUUGCGAUCUCGCCCAUAUUUCAAGAUGCCUUCUUAUAAAGUGGUGUAUGGCAACAAUCGUGGCUUAGCCGAGCCCACCCGCAUGCUGCUGGCUUGUGCUGGCCAGGAGUUUGAAGAUGUUCGCUACACAUCCGAAGAAUGGCAGAACCACAAAGCUGAGGCUCCCAUGCAGCAGAGGCCGUACAUGGAGGUGGACGGUAAGAAAAUUCCUCAGAGCCGGGCCAUGCACGGCUUCGUGGCCAGGGAGUUUGGUUUAAACGGUUCCAACAACGAGGAAACAACCAAAAUUGACGUCAUCAUCGCUACUCUUGAAGAUGUUCGACUCUCAGUCGGAAGAGUCGUGUUUUAUGAAAAGGACGAAGACAAGAAGAAAGAAAAGGUGUUGGAACUCUACGCACAGACUGUUCCUAAGUCAUUCGCCGCGCUUGAGAAGAUGCUGGUAGCCAACAACGGUGGUGAUGGCUUCUUCGUUGGUUCCAAGAUCUCUCGCGCCGACAUCUUUUUCUACGUCUCCAUGGAAUUCAUGGCAGCGGUUCAGCAGGACUUCCCGGUCCAGGACGAGGUCAGGAAGUCCCCUAAACUGGCAGCCUUGAUGGAACGUGUUGCCAAGGAACCUAAUAUCGCUGCCUAUUUGGCUAAGCGUCCGCAAACGAAAUGGUAAAAUUGAGGGGGGAACCACGACAAAAAAUCGCUCGGCUACUGGGGCGAAAGAGGCUUGUGGAGUAAUUUUAGUUCGUGUUGAUUUUGAUUAGGAAGUGCUAACUUGCUACAGAACAUGUACAUGUAUUGGAAUCCUCAAGCAAGGUGACCUAGGGUACCAGAUCGAAUUUUCGGUUUAUCCCAUUUUUGAAACACUAAUGGAAAAACACAGUCCGCACAAAAGCCAUUGUCAAGGGUUAACUUGAAGUGAUCUUCUGAUGAUUACACACAGGACCAUUCUCUGUAUUUGUUAAAUACAUGUAUUCCAACUUCAGGAUUAUUUGGCGAUCUAUAAUUGUUCAAGGCAAAGCAUAAAACAAGGAUGUUUAUGGUAACAAACCCCAAACAGCCACUACCACGAUUGGAAGGGUGCUGCUUUACUGUCUGGAAAAUUCAAAUGUACUUAAACUUUCUUCUUUUCGUAUGUUUUUAGCGUGUCUGUGUUUUAGUUUGCAAGUAGGGCCCAAAUUCACGGCACUGCUCACUGCAAGCGAAAAAUCGGUGUUGACCAUGGCCAAAAAUUCUGUGCUUACGGCCAACGCAUUUUCACGGGUUAGCGCGGAAGUCUGGCUUGUGCGCAUGCAUACAUCCCGUAACUGAGGAUUCUGUGCUAAGGUUAGCGCAGAAUUUUUCUGCCAGCGCAGUUAGGCCAGAAUGGAGAUCGUAAGCGCAGAAUUCUGUAGUAAGUAGCGCCAUGAAAUUGGGCCCAGUUAUAUUUGGGGAAUGACAUUAACACUGAAACAGACAGAGCUAGACCAGAAGUGGCGUAAAUUUAUAAUGAAAACUGGGGGAUAGGGAAUUGGGGGGGGGGAAGGAUUUGCCCGGCCAUUGAAAGGCGGUUGGGGUGACACCAUAAUCAUAUGAAUAGAAGUACUGUAAACCAUCAGAUGUCCAACCAACCUCCCUAAUUAGUCACAUAAAAGAAAUGAAGUAAAAACACGUUUUUUCUUUCGAUAA
Molecule: messenger RNA, 1738 nt
Organism: Acanthaster planci (crown-of-thorns starfish)
Lineage: Eukaryota; Metazoa; Echinodermata; Asteroidea; Valvatida; Acanthasteridae
Product: S-crystallin 4-like
Source: RefSeq, a predicted model, not a curated record